AUGCGGCGCGGUGGCAGCGCGUUGCUUCGUUAUCGCCUGCUGCUGGAAUUCCGGGUCAAGAGCCCCGCCCGUGCCACCGACUGUGGCGCCACCGCGGGCCUUCCGUAUCUGUCUGUCCUCUGGCCGCCACUUUCCCUCAAAGACUGGAGACGAGGACCACAGACUGGCAGCGGGCGCCACCCGCCGCGGUGUGGGUCAGGUGCAGCGGGGCGCGCGUGUGGAACGCGGCAGCAGCUGGGGCGCAGUGCUGGGGGCGGGCCGCUCCCUCGUGAAUCAGCGAGCGGCCGGCGCGCCAAGGCACGCAGCCACGCCCCGCCCUACCCUGCCCUGCCUUGGCUGCCACACCACGUCAGCUGCCGCGCUGUGACACCUGCCCGCUGCCAAGAGGCGGAGGCUCACGCGCCGCUGCCUCGUUACGCCGCGGUCACUAGCGCGGCGCCGCGUCGCAGCCAAGGUGAGCAGCCAGCGCUGGCCCGCUCCCCAGGAAGCCGCGCAAGGCCGCCCGCCAGCGGGUACAACACGGCGGCCACCCACAUCCACCUCCACCGCCAGCUGCGGCUCAUUCUAAAUGAGCGUGAGGAGGAGGCGAGGGUGGCGCUAGCGUCCGGCCGGAAGUGGCCACGCGGCUACACAACAGCCAGCUUCCCGGCCCCGGCGUGGCUUGCUGCAAGAGCAACAAGUGCCGAGGCGAGGCGAGGCGAGGCGAGGCCGGACCGCUGCCGCCAGCCCCGUUCCCAGCGGAGAAAGCGCCGGCGAGGCGAUGUGUGUCGCAAGGCGGAGGCGCGCCUGCCGCUGCGUCCGCCUCUGCCACUGCCUGAAGAUGCCACGGCGCGGCGCAGCCGAAACGUCGAAGCGCGCAGUGCCAGACCUGACAACGGUCCUCUCCAAUUACGAAUUAAGUUAUCGAUUUAA
Molecule: messenger RNA, 912 nt
Organism: Schistocerca piceifrons (Central American locust)
Lineage: Eukaryota; Metazoa; Arthropoda; Insecta; Orthoptera; Acrididae
Product: skin secretory protein xP2-like
Exons: 4
Coding region: 1-912 (303 amino acids)
Source: RefSeq, a predicted model, not a curated record